AUGUCUUUCGCGUACGUCUAUGUUCGGAAAGAACGUAAAUUUGCUAUGGUUGAAUCAUCCGCAGUAUGUGUCUUAGAUCAGAACUCAACCUCUUUCAAGCCGGUUGACAGCCGCGAGAUUAUCAAUAAUACUGAGUUCAAAUAUGCUGUCAUUGAGAAGGAUACAGUGAAACAAGCCCAUCUGUGCUUUUUUGGAGACUCUGAAGAGCAAAAAAAAGGAGCACCAAGGAUAAAGAUAAAUAAUCCCAAAGGACUGGGGGAUUUAGUUAUUCCUUUAGCUGCUUUACAGAAAAAUCAGGAGGCUGAUGUCGCUAAAUCAACAAAGGAAAAGAUGCAAACAGCCAAAAAUACAGUGACGAAGAAUCGACAAGAAAGUAUUUUAAAGAGAUCUAAGGAAUCAAAACAGUCUGGCCGUAUAACGGCAGAUAAUGUUAAAAAGACUCCUAAAGAGACUAAAAAAAAAAAAACAGUAAAAUCUGAGCUAAAAACUAAAAAUGAAACUGAUGCAAAGACUGAUUGGAAGGCUAGACCUAGUAAAAUAAUAAGGGGGGACAAGACUUUAAAACCCUCCUCUUCUUCGGAACAACUAACGCAGAAAAAUGACUGUCUCUCAGAAAAUGAACCCAAUAUGUUUAUCACUGAAAAUGGACCAUUUGGUGAAGAUGAAACUAUGCCCUCAAAGACUGUAGUAGAUAGCUCAGCUGUCCAAGGAACAUUAGUUCAGGGACAGGAAGGGGAUCUAAUGUCUGGUGAUCAAAUUGUUGGUACUUCUGAGUUACCAAUUCAAAAUGUUAAUGCAAAUAAUGAUGCUCUGGUUGGCAAAAGAGAAUCAAUUAACAAUAAAAGUGAUGUUGCGCCCAAAGAAACUUUUAAUGAGUCACUUAAUAAUAAAAGUUUUGCAAUUAGUCCAAAUAAUGUGCCAAAGGUGACUCAUCUUGAGUCUGAUACUGUUUCUUUAACUCAAGUGGUAGAAAGCCCAAAAGAUAAUUCUAGUACAAGUUCUAGUCAUAUCCCAAAAAAGGUAGCAGAGAAGAAAUUGGGUAAUGAUGAGUCUAGUGAUUUAUGUGGCUGCAAGUGUGCAGACACUUUCAAAAUUGCUCAGGAAAACCAAAUAAUAUUGAAGGCUUUGCAGUUUAAAAUUGACGCAAUGUGCAAUGUAUUGCAGAAUGAUGAGCCAUCAACUUCAAAGAGUAAAUUAUGCUCCAUUGCGGUAACUAAUUCAAUUGCAGAGUCAGAUGAUGGUGCAGGAGAAGGGACUCAGACUAAUGCAAAUGUUGAAAUCCCUGAGGGUUCAAUUUAUAUUGGGGUCAUAAAUGGUGAAAACCGCUUUGUUUUGAAAAAAGAAUUAGCAAAAGCAGACAAACUACCCAAUUACCGAAAACGUCUUCUGAAAGUUGUGGAAUUGGUGUGGCCCAACAAUGAUUUCUAUCAGUACCGUCUCACUGCUGAAGAAGAGGGCACGAAGAAGGCAUCACAGUCCCAAAUCAAUGCUGUGGAUAAGCUACUUAAUUUACUAAAUUGGAAAAAAAUAAAACUGAGCCCUUUAAAAUAUAACAAGAACUUCCUACAACCUUUAUCCGAGGCUUACAAUAGACGGCAACUAGGUAAAUUUUUGUCCGGUGUGUCCCAGGAUGUGGAAAAGGAAAGUAAAAGACAACUAGAAGACAAUUCAGGUACUGAUGAUGAGUCUCCCCUGAAGAAGAAAAGGUCUCCUAUUGAUAGUGAUACUGAUGACGAUGAUGAAUACGUUGACAUGGUGUAAACGAUUAAUGUGAAAUAAAUAUAAAUGGUGAUGGUAAUGAUGUGUUUCUGCAUAUAUGUUUUUUUAGAAAGGGACACAUUUAUGUCCUUGGGGCCAUACAUGUACACCCUGUCAUCAAGGACAUACCAAUGACAUACCAUAUAUUAGACAUAACUGGGACAUAGUCCUAAAACAC
Frankliniella occidentalis (western flower thrips) is the source of this 1936-nucleotide messenger RNA. RefSeq lists its product as uncharacterized. NCBI's taxonomy places the organism in Eukaryota, Metazoa, Arthropoda, Insecta, Thysanoptera, Thripidae. Bases 1 to 1761 code for a protein of 586 amino acids. The transcript has 8 exons. The record is from RefSeq and is a predicted model, not a curated record.